GGGGUGGCUAAUACUGCAAUUAAAUUAUUAUAUACAGAUACCAAGUAAAUACCAUACUGAUACUGAUAGCCAUCACUUAAAAUAUUGUUUUUUGAUUCGAUAAUAACACUCUCCUUGACAGCGGAUGUGCUUGUGCAAGCCUGGGAGAAAGUCACCAUGGAACCGGAGGGGAACAACCGGCUCCUGCAAGACGUGUUGACGAGACCGGACAACGAGACGUGCAUGGACUGCGGCAACCCGGGCCUGCUCUCUCCUCCACCGCAGCAUCCCUCACAUCAGCAGGGUCAAGUCGGUUCAGGAUACGUGGGAUGCGAGUGACGUGGAGCUUAUGGCUGCAAUGGGAAACAAUGUGGCUAAGGCCAAAUAUGAGCAGAAGGUCCCUGCUUUCUACUACAGACCAACACACACUGACUGCAAGCUGCUUAGAGAGCAGUGGAUCAGAGCCAAGUACGAGAGGAAUGAAUUUGAGUUUAUUGAGAAGCAGGAACCUUAUUCGGCAGGAUACCGUGAGGGGUUUCUAUGGAAACGAGGAAGAGACAACGGUCAGUUCCUCAGCCGAAAGUUCAUCCUGUCCGAGAGGGAGGGGGCUCUCAAAUAUUUCAACAAGCAGGAUGCUAGAGAUCCUAAGGCGGUGAUGAAAAUUGAAACCCUCAACGCCACCUUUCAACCGGCCAAGAUCGGCAACCCCUGCGGGCUGCAGAUCACCUACCUGAAAGACAACAGCACAAGGAACAUCUUUGUCUACCACAGUGAUGCUAAGGAGAUGGUGGACUGGUUCAACGCAAUCCGAGCGGCCAGGUUCCACUACCUACAAGUUGCCUUCCCCGGAGCCAGUGAUGAGGAGCUGGUGCCCAAAUUGACUCGGAAUUUCAUGAAGGAAGGUUUCAUGGAGAAAACAGGUCCAAAGCACACUGAGGGUUUCAAGAAGAGGUGGUUCACAAUGGACGACAGAAGACUGAUGUAUUUCAAAGACCCGCUGGACGCCUACGCCCGCGGUGAAGUAUUCAUUGGCAGUAAGGAGAACAGUUACACCGUCCUGUCUGGCCUGCCACCGACCAUCCAAGGCUACCAUUGGAACCACGGCAUCACCAUCGUCACACCAGACAGGAAGUUCCUGUUUGCCUGUGAGACCGAGGCUGAGCAACGAGACUGGAUAGCGGCCUUUCAGAGGGUCAUCAAUCGCCCAAUGAGGCCGCAGGAAUAUGCAGUGGAGGCUCAUUUUAAACACAAACCCUGAGGCCUUACUAAAAGCAGCACUCACCUGGAGUGGCUUGGUCUGUUCGGAUCCAAAACAGCCCCGACGUGUGACCAUGGACCAUUGUUUGGAGGUGAUGGGUUGGGAAUGGGUGUUGUUUCGAGGCCACAAUGAAGAAAAAUGCUGAAGAGGACUCAAGGCCAAAAGGGGCCUAAACGUGGAUGGUGUCCUGACUUUUGUGGCUACUAUCUUAAUGCCACAUGUUGACUUUGCCUGGAAUUUUGUCUUGUGAAUGAAUGGUUUGAAGUUUCCGAACGCUAAUGUUAUGAUGUGAUCAUCACACAUUGUUCAUUUAUUUUGAAUGUGCAGUGUGUAUGUGUGUGUGCGUUUUAAAACCAUGUUAGAUCUGCAAAGUACUGUUUACCACAAAUAUGCAUUAAAAACACACAAACUCUCAGCGAUCAUUUGCUCUUAACAUAGCUGCAGGUGGUUGAUCUGUAUCCAGAAAGUUCCUUAAGCAUACUGUACGUAUAUGACAGCUAUUGCCUUCUUUAUUUGUUCUCUUGAACUGUUGCUGUUAUUGUGAAACAGUUAUAGUGGCUCCGAAGGACUAUGAUGUAAUAGCACUGAGGGUUUUAUUUAUUUUUCAAUUUUUUGAAAAGAUGUUGUUGAUCAUUGGUCAUUGUUUGUUUGACUAUAAAAGUCUA
Messenger RNA from Doryrhamphus excisus (bluestripe pipefish), 1902 nucleotides. The record is from RefSeq and is a predicted model, not a curated record. NCBI's taxonomy places the organism in Eukaryota, Metazoa, Chordata, Actinopteri, Syngnathiformes, Syngnathidae.